UGAACAAUAUUGCAGUGAGUAUCAGUAUUGAUUGCUGCUUAGGGCCCACCUGAAUAUGGGUUUAUAAUACUUGUUUGUAUGUUAAUGCUUCGAAAUAUGCAGAACAGGUUUCCAUAUGCUCCACACAGUAUCAUAGUGUUUUAAACAACAUUGUGUCUUCAUGAGCAGUUUAACACAAACCAUUCUGCUUUUGAUCUAUUUUCUAGUAUUGGGUAGACUAUUGUUAGAUUCAAGGUCUACUCCUAUUGUGCAAUGAAUUUCUGCUGCAAGGCUGCCAGUAUUCAAGGAAAUUCACAUCUUCUGCUCCAUCUCGUAAAAGAUCACGUGGGUCAAUAUAUUGGGAGAAGUGCAUACUCUCAUCUCUGCUUGCAAGAAAGUGACAUUCUGUACCCUUCUAAAGGACAAUACAUCAAGGCUGACUGUGCAGCUAAAUUGAAUAGCAGUCGUACCAUGGGAUGUAUAAAAUCCAAAAGCCCCUUCCCGCACACUAUUCUAGACGAUGGAAGCAGGGAAGUCGGCAAAUUCGAUAGUGGAUGUAACCUUGAAAAAUCUUCCCUUAUUCAGGCAAACUCUGGGAUGCCAUCUUCAACAAACACUGCAGUGCUGGACUUUGCUCACCGUCUUUCCCUUGAGAUUCUGGAUCAAGCUGUGAAGCAAUGGGCAAUAAAUGAAAGCAAAUACAGUGACAUCCCGUUCAUAGAAAGCGAUGAGCCAUGAACUGCAGGGCUUGGCUUCCCAACAUGCCUGUGAGGCAUCUCCUGUUUUGGUGCUAGCACAAAUAAAGCAACAUUCAUAUGA
Molecule: messenger RNA, 798 nt
Organism: Pantherophis guttatus
Lineage: Eukaryota; Metazoa; Chordata; Lepidosauria; Squamata; Colubridae
Source: RefSeq, a predicted model, not a curated record